Molecule: messenger RNA, 474 nt
Organism: Hydra vulgaris (swiftwater hydra)
Lineage: Eukaryota; Metazoa; Cnidaria; Hydrozoa; Anthoathecata; Hydridae
Source: RefSeq, a predicted model, not a curated record
AUGAUACGUGGAACUUGUGCUAAUUGUAAAACAACAAAAAUUCAAUUUACAAAAGCAGAAAAAACAGGAGAUUUAUUUUCAAAGUAUGAAUGGAUCGUUCCAUUGAAGACUAAAACUGGAGUUGAAGUUGCUCAUACCUUCAAUAAAAUCUUUAAAGAUAGAAAGUGUUCUAGAUUAUGGGUAGAUAAAGGCUUAGAAUUUUAUAACAAGCAUGUUAAAGCAUUGGAUGUUCAGUUAUAUUUAACUGAAAAUGAAGAGAAAAGUUGUGUAGUUGAACGGUGGAAUAAGACAAUGAAAGAGAAAAUGUUCAAGUACUUUUCUACCCAUUCUACUAGAAAAUGCAUUGAUGUUUUAGAUGAAAUGGUAAAUAAAUACAACAACACAAACCACUCCUCAAUUAAAUUGACACUCUCUGAAGCAAGUAAUAAAAAGAAUGAGAAUAUGGUUUGGCUGAAUCGAAAUAGAAAAAUUUAA